AUGGGACACGACGACGACGACGUACAAGAGAAGGCCGCAUCCCCACCACCGGCCGCCGCAUCUCCUCCACGAAGGAAUCCAACGCCGCCCGCGGUCGAAUCUCCUCCACAACAGCAAGCUCCACCUGCGCCGCUGCCUCCGCCAAUGCCGACGACAACAGCCGCCGCCUCAUCGGCACCGGCUGGUGCUGCAUCGAAGAGGAAGAGGUCGUCCGCCGAGACACAGAGAUCACUCCAACCACCUGCGGCAAAGAGGAAAGCUUUGAACACGAAGAUCCCAAAGACGACCAAGCUUUCAUAUGAGAAGACCGACGAGGAAGUUGAAAGCCCAAGUUUGCCGAGGCCUCAACGAGGAGAAUACCAUCCAAAAGAGAAUGCCGGUGGAGCAGCGAAGCGCAUCGCCGUCAUGUCAAAUGGAGCAGCGGCAGGCUUCCCGCGGUGA
Messenger RNA from Sorghum bicolor (sorghum), 441 nucleotides. RefSeq names its product atherin-like. NCBI's taxonomy places the organism in Eukaryota, Viridiplantae, Streptophyta, Magnoliopsida, Poales, Poaceae. Bases 1 to 441 code for a protein of 146 amino acids. The transcript has 2 exons. The record is from RefSeq and is a predicted model, not a curated record.